AUUUGGCCUUUGUUUCAAAGACUAAUAAAUCAAAGUGCCUCCCCUCUCUGUCUGUCCGUCUCAUGUACUCAGAUCCUGAGGGACGGGAAGGUGUCUCGGUAUGUUAGGUAGGCUUACACGGAAGUGAGAGCACAGCGCGUGUGACCGUGCUUAUCUGACGGGAGUCUCGGUGCGUCUCUUAUCGACGACAGCCGCAGAUCACAGCUGGUCUCCCUCAACAUGGCACCCAAAGACCCUCUGAUCGGCACUCUCAAAGUGUGUGUCCUCAACCUACAGGCAGAUGGGGAGAUGGUGACAGACACCAACCCUCACCUUGCCUCCUGCUGUGAGCUUCUGGAGCUGGUCCUCAGGAAGGGGCUCCAACAGCCAGUUCUCAGCCUGGUACACAGAGACUACUGGCAGUGUUUCGAACAGCUUCCCCACCAAGACGGCUGCGGCAGGCUGUCUGCUCUGUCCUUGGCAGUGGAGCAGACUAGAGUUUGCAGGAAGCUGCUCUCAGCUCAGGGCAGAGGCCGCUACCUGCUCAGACUGGCCCUCGGCCGCAAGGCCCUGCCACAGUUCAUCACACACCUGUUGCACACACCCAGAGUCCUGGAGUGGUACAGCCCUGCUUUAUCAAUUCUCAGGAAUGAGGAAUUUGUGGAGCCUUUCAUGUCGCUGCUGCUGGUCCUUUCUCACAUGGAGUUUAAACUGGACAUGGAGAAUUGUAGUUUUCUGGAUGAGAGCUGGCUCCUGCCGGUGUGUGAAAUAUACGAAGUAGUGCCCUGUCGAGAAGUCGGGAUGGUGUUGAGGUAUCUCAGGGGGCGUGUCUUCGUCCUGGACCUGAUGCCUGGUGGUCAGGCUUAUGUCGACAAGUUUAUCUGUUGUGGUGACAUUAUCGAUGAAAUCAACGGGACCUCGCUGAGGAAUUCCAAGUGUGGACAGGCAGGUGUGGUUCUGUCGCGGCUGAAGGGCUGCCCUCUGUCCAUCCGUGUCCUGCGAUGGAGGGCCCAUGAUGGAACCGUGUAUCGGCCCCUUAUCAAACUCCUGCGGGCCCUGAGGAUGGAAAACCCCACACUGCAGUUUGGUCUUGCUCCCUCCCUACAGUCAGUCCCCGGGGACCAGAGGCCUUCUCCAUCACAGUGUCUCAAGGAGGGAAGGAUUGUAUACAUUGUGCAGUUCUUGGGAAAAGCAAACAUUGGAAUGUUUGGAGGCAAGGAGGUGCUACAGCAUGCAAUUCCACAAGUGUUGCAGAAAAACCUGCCGAGCAAGGAUGUUCUCUUAGAUAUGAAGGAAACACAUUUGACAUGCACAGACAGAAACAGCAAACUGGAGCUGUUUGAGCAUCACUAUCCAGAGAUUUCAUGUGUAGGGAGAUACGGGCAGCCAGACUACACAAUAUUUGCGUUUUGUGUGGCAGACUCCCCAGAAACCCCUCAGUCAACAGGCUUCUGCUGUGUGGUACUCAGGGCCAGCAACAUCAAGGAGUGUGAAGAGAUCGUGUGCCGUAUAGCUGCUGGUUUCAAACAUACAGAGUGGUUUGUAUGAUCAACUGUCAAAUCCUGUUUUAUGUGUUGUAAAUAAAUAUAUGAAGACCUACAGUGUGAAAAACAUUUCAAUCAACUACAGUACACAGGACUUUCUACUCGUAAAGACCUUUAAUAGAAAGACAUGUGACAACAUCUUCAUAAAUAGUAUUAAAUGUAGCUGCCAAGGUUUAUGUUGGAAAACAUGUAAAAAGCAGUCCAGAAAAAUACAGAGGGGUCUGCCAUGCUCCUUGUCACAGAGUGUAGAGCAUCAACUGUUGUAGUCAACACCCCAACACUGCAGUGAGACCUGCUGAGCAAGACAUGCUGGCAUUCUGUUGUAAAUAGUAGAUGGGUGAAGAAACCCUGGACCCCCAUGGAAGGUGUGAAGAAUUCAUCCUUGCUCCAAAAGGUUGAUUGAUUAUUGUUAAUGUAGUAAUGAGCCAAGCUGGAAUAGGUAGGUAUUCCUACUGCACAAUAUUUCCAUCUACCCAAAGUGUACUCAGGCUUAUGGAAUGGUUGGAUGUAUUGUCUCAAUCUAAAAUACAAUACAAAAUUCAAAAAAAAGAAAACUUAUUUAAAAAAAAAAAAAAAAUACCCAAGAAAUAAAAGUGUCCACAAAAAUGGUUAAGUAUGAUAAAUAGGCUCAUUUCCUGCCACUUAGGCCCUCUCUCCCCUUAUCCUACGAGCCAGCUGGAUGUCUUUGGGCAUGAUGGUGACACGUUUGGCGUGGAUGGCGCACAAGUUGGUGUCCUCAAACAGACCCACCAGGUAAGCCUCACUGGCCUCCUAUAAAAAGGGAAAAUGGAUACAGACGUUAGGCAUACAGCAACUACUACACAUUGCCUAAAGGAUUCAUCAUACACAUGCACAAUCAUGUCUUAUUUACCUGAAGAGCUCCAAUGGCGGCACUCUGGAAGCGCAGAUCAGUCUUGAAGUCCUGGGCGAUUUCUCUCACCAGACGCUGGAAGGGCAGCUUGCGGAUGAGAAGCUCAGUGGACUUCUGGUAACGACGGAUCUCCCUCAGAGCCACAGUUCCUGGCCUAAACAACAGAAGUCAUUUUAGCGCCGCCAAGUAUUUGAAUAUGGUGACAGCAGUGGAUCACCCCCCUUAAAAAUUUGAACACUGGAAAUUAUGAAAUAUAAAUGCUACAAACCUGUAACGAUGAGGCUUCUUCACGCCCCCUGUGGAAGGUGCGCUCUUUCUGGCUGCCUUGGUAGCGAGCUGCUUCCUUGGCGCCUUUCCUCCGGUAGACUUACGGGCGGUCUGCUUGGUACGGGCCAUCUCGUUUUAGCUAAAAACAUAU
Molecule: messenger RNA, 2812 nt
Organism: Toxotes jaculatrix (banded archerfish)
Lineage: Eukaryota; Metazoa; Chordata; Actinopteri; Toxotidae
Exons: 16
Coding region: 220-1527 (435 amino acids)
Molecular function (GO): protein binding
Source: RefSeq, a predicted model, not a curated record